CUCGAGCGUAUCAUCAUCAUAUCCUUGCAGUCUGGGUGACAUCUCUAUCAGCUAUCAACAGGGUACGACCAAUCUGCAUUAGACAGGGCCAUCAUAACCAUGACAGACAGUAUCAAAGCCGCUCAGACCCACGCCUCUCAUGACGAGCAGGUCCAAUCGAGCAAGCCGAGGAUCGCCUACCCUCAACUCACCGUCCUCUCGUCCAUCGUCGAGACGAGCGCAGGACGAGACAAGACGCUCAAGGUCGUGCAGUAUGGAGCUAGGAACUAUCUAUACCUCCUCAAAUUAGUACUAGGGCUUCAUGUGAUGAAGCGCGACCAUGUACAGAGAUUGGGACAAGCGGUCGGGAGCUUAUCCUUGGCCAGAAAAUGUAUGAUCCUGUUUUCUCCAUUGACGCCGCUCAUCCUGCUGUUACAAUCGGAUUCGAGUACGGCGCCGACCACUCUGAUAGCGUCCUUUAUCGCCCUUCUCAACGGGAUAGCGGAUGACAUGUUCUGCUUAUCAAGACUCGGCCUAUUGAGCAAACGACGAGGUCUUUGGGCCGACAAGUGGGCGAACCGAUUCUGGUUGAUGAAGAGCGUCAACCAAUUCUACAAGCUAGAAAUCUCCCGUGCCAAAUCCGGGACGGACCUGAUCGACUUUGAACGGCGUAACCGGUGGAUGUACAGAAAACUCGCCUGUGACAUCAUAUUCGCCAGCUAUACGGUCUUUGAUAUCACGAAACAGAGAGAACUUGUGCAGAAUGUGACGGGCUUGAUGGCGGGCUUGAUCAGCAUGACCCAGUUGUACACUACACACCAUGCGAAAUUGUAUUCGGUAGUCAAGUAAUGCAUUUGUGAAGCUGGCGUGUGAUACUCAGCGGUCUGAUAGACUCGAAAUCGAAGUGAGAUACAGAUGGGUGUUUGGACGAGCCAGGCAGAUAGAUAACUGCCUCGCUCCGUCAUUUAGAAUCCAGCGCUCAAACCGAAACCUUGGCGUAACGCCAUUUCGAUCUGUAGCGCCGCUUGUGCAGCCAGAUCGUCAUCUUCCACCGGUGGUGGAUGU
Messenger RNA from Filobasidium floriforme, 1044 nucleotides. RefSeq lists its product as uncharacterized. Gene Ontology annotation, biological process: regulation of peroxisome size; peroxisome fission. The transcript has 4 exons. Gene Ontology annotation, cellular component: peroxisomal membrane. The coding region runs from base 100 to 828 and encodes 242 amino acids. The record is from RefSeq and is a predicted model, not a curated record. Lineage: Eukaryota; Fungi; Basidiomycota; Tremellomycetes; Filobasidiales; Filobasidiaceae.